Messenger RNA from Salvelinus fontinalis (brook trout), 2309 nucleotides. RefSeq names its product mitochondrial glycine transporter B-like. The transcript is spliced from 7 exons. Gene Ontology annotation, molecular function: glycine transmembrane transporter activity. Gene Ontology annotation, cellular component: mitochondrial inner membrane; mitochondrion. Bases 1077 to 1970 code for a protein of 297 amino acids. Gene Ontology annotation, biological process: glycine import into mitochondrion. NCBI's taxonomy places the organism in Eukaryota, Metazoa, Chordata, Actinopteri, Salmoniformes, Salmonidae. The record is from RefSeq and is a predicted model, not a curated record.
GAAGGACAAUAAUUCUAGAGUAACUUCAGUGACUGUUGUACAGUGAAUAGCUGAGUAUGUUUUAUUGAUGUGGUUUCAGUGGUCUAAAGGCUUGGGUUAUAAUAUUUAAUAUCUCAGUUAAGAUUUCACAUGCAUUUUAUGUCAGGCUGUGAUUUUGGAUCAGGGUACACAGGCCUACUUUCUCAAUCCAGCCCCUAUGUUAAUCACAGUACCAUCCUGUGACAUAGUUGAUUGACCCAGUUGUCCUUACCCCUCCUCUAACCUGCUGGAAGUUUCAGGCCACUUUCAUACUAAGCACUUUCUCAGGCUGUUCUAGAAUAUUCAAUGUUUUCUGUGUUUACAAGUUCUCUAUUGUCCUCUGCCCUGAAGUAGGUCAAACUCCCGGGUGCCACCUUAAAUCUUCAUAGACAUGCCAAACAAGUGAGCAAGGCUUUGCCAAGCCUCCACUGUGCCAACACUGCCAUUGGUCAACAAGCACUGUUGGUGGGCUGUUGCCAUAGCACCCUCAUUAAGGGAGGGGCAGGGACAUGUUGAGAAAGUGUUGGUUUCAAGUCCCAGUGAAGGAGUACAGGUUGUCAAUGUCACAUCACAGUACAGUAACUACCAAGUCAUUUACCAGAGCUGAGGACAUUGAAAUGUACUAGAAUUCAUGCCCAGUGAUAAGGAAAUAAAAACACUUUUACACAUAAGUACUAGUUCUAGAGCAGCACAUACCCUAAGUACAUACGCUCUAGAAUGUAAACUGUGAUAAGUUGUUUUAUGGAAGCCAGAACAUACAAAAAUAUGCGCAUGCGCUCACACACACACACACUGACAUUUACAAUGUAUGACGCAUGGCAUUUUGCAGCGAUGUGCAUUAGCUGGAAGCAGAAAGAUGAGGGGUAGAGUAAGAGAAGCAGCAUUGAGAGGUUGUGUGUGUGAGAGAGUGAAAACAUACGCCAGUGGAUUAAGCUGCUUUGUGAAGGGAAACUGAGGAAAGCUUAUAGAGAAGUGAAGAGAGGGAUGGAGGCUUUUGCCCUGACAACCCACCACAGUUCAUAACAGCUUAGCCAGAGAGGGGAAGAAAACAGGGACAAAUGCAGGAAAAACAGGAUCAGCCACUGAAAAGUAGCCCGGGGAAGGCUCACCCGGCUCUCAAAGCCUUUAUGUGUGGCUCUCUCAGUGGAACAUGCUCCACCCUGCUCUUCCAGCCUCUGGACCUGGUCAAGACCCGCCUGCAGACCCUUCACAGCAACAUGCAGCCUGGUUCAGCAAGAGUGGGGAUGGUGACUGUGUUCUUAAGUGUUGUACGGACAGAGAAGCUCAUAGGACUUUGGAAGGGGGUCUCACCAUCAUUUUUGCGGACCAUCCCCGGCGUAGGGAUCUACUUCAGCACCUACUACUCUCUGAAGCAGCACUACUUCCUGGAGCAGGGCCCCGGGGCCAUGGAGUCUGUGCUGCUGGGAGCUGGGGCCAGGACUGUGGCAGGGGUCUGCAUGCUACCUGUCACUGUCAUUAAGACUCGCUUUGAGAGUGGCAGGUAUAACUAUGUGAGUGUGGCAGGGGCUUUGCGCAGUGUGUGUCAAACAGAGGGACCCAGAGCUCUGUUCUCAGGGCUGACCGCCACCCUCCUCAGAGAUGCUCCCUUCUCAGGCCUCUAUGUCAUGUUCUACAGCCAGGGCAAGAACACUCUGCCACAGGAGAUAAGCACGUCUCCCUACGCGCCCCUGGCUAACUUCAGCUGUGGGAUUCUGGCCGGGGUCCUGGCUUCCCUGGUCACCCAGCCAGCUGACGUGGUCAAAACCCACGUCCAAGUCAGCCCACAUCUGUACAGGAGGACUGCAGACGCUGUGCGAUACAUUUACAAUGAGCACGGGUUUCAAGGGUUCUUCCGGGGUGGGGUGCCACGUUCUCUGAGGAGGACCAUGAUUGCUGCCAUGGCAUGGACGGUGUAUGAACAGCUGAUGGCCCGCAUGGGGCUCAAGUCCUGAGGAGGGAUGACAAAAAGGAGGGAUGACAAGAAGAAGGGAUGACAAGUCCUGAAGAGAGAGAAUGAAAUGAGGAACGUGUGUGGACCGAGGAAGAAAGUGAAAGUCAAGUCACCGAGGACAAACCAGUACAGUGAGGAGUGCCCUGGAAGGCACUGCUGUGUUUGUGUCUUUAAACUGCCUAGUUGUGAGAGUGUGCCAAUGGACUUCUUCACUGACAUACAGUAUUCUGCCAUAACAUUAUUAACACAUUGCAAAGAUAUGAUACCUCAAGGACUGGUAUCCAUAUUUUGACAGAAAGAUGGAGACUAGUAGUUUUAUUAAAAUGUCUGUAUAUUUGAA